UUGACACCCGAGGAGCAAACUCAAUUAGUCUCUUACAUCCGCAAAUGCGACUGCCGUCUGCUACUCUACCUGUGCAUUGGCUAUGCUACGGAUUCUCUCAACAAAAUGGCACUGGCCAAUGCCAAAAUAGCAGGACUCACACAAGACCUGGAUCUCCACGGAUACGAUAUAAACAUGGCACUGGGCGCAUAUUAUCUGGGAAGCUUCCUAUUCCAGCUGCCGUCAAACUUGAUAUUGAAAAGCGUGAGGCCAAAGUACUGGCUGAGCGCAACAAUGUUCUGUUGGUCCUUGGUUACCAUCUUUACGUCCAUGGUUUCAUCUGGGCGGCAGCUGGCAUGGGCCAGAUUCUUAUUUGGCGCCGUGCAGGCCGGAUACACGACAGGCAGUCUGUAUUAUAUAUCGUACUGGUACCCAAGGGACAUGGUGCGCAAUCGCAUGGGGUUUUUCUUUGCGAGCGCGGGCGUUGGCGGCAUUCUGAUAGGUCCCCUGUGUUCCAUCUUGUCUCUGGUGGAAACACCGCUUGUUAAGUCUUGGCAGUUGAUAUUCGUGGUCAUCGGGCUGAUUAGUUUUUCCUGGAGCCUGCUCGGCCCAGUGAUGCUGCAGGACUUCCCUGAAACCGCCACUUUUAUCACUAAAGAUGAGCGUCGAUUGAUAACUCGGCUGAUGACGCAUCAAAAUACGAUUGCCAGCGAUCAGAAGAUAAGCCGGCGCCAAGUAUCCAUGACCCUGUGCGACGGCAAGAUAGCUCUCUGGACGCUAAUUGAUUUCUGCGCCAACGCCGCAACCCAGGUCAACGGAAUGUUUGGUCCAACAAUUAUUGCCAGCCAGGGAUAUCCACCGACCGUCGCUCAGGCCAUAUCUGCGCUGACAAACUUUAUGGCAUUUUUGGGAAUGGCAUCCGUCGCUUAUAUUGCUCGGUUUACAGGCGGGUCCUCCCACGCCAUCAUAAUAUCCAAUUUGAUAACCAUGGUAGGCUUUCUGCUGGCGCUUUUUGCAUCCAGCAAUGGCUAUCGCAUAGUUGCUCUAUUUAUCUUUAGUUUUGCGUCGUCGCAACCCGCUGCUCACGGGCCCGCAUGGGAAAUGGCCAACCAGCAGGGUAGCACAAAGCCGGCGAUGGCUGCUGCGCUUACAUCUGCAUUUGGCGGGCUGGGCCCGCUCGCAACAGCUUUUGUGUAUCGCGACCAAGAUAAGCCGAAGUUUAUUUUGGGUCACACCGUGUGUUUGAUCAUGACGCUCGUGUGUCUGGUUACUACGACCGUGCUGAGGCGAGUGCUGAGUCGUGAAAAUCGCCGACGA
Molecule: messenger RNA, 1296 nt
Organism: Kickxella alabastrina
Lineage: Eukaryota; Fungi; Kickxellomycota; Kickxellomycetes; Kickxellales; Kickxellaceae
Product: major facilitator superfamily domain-containing protein
Exons: 1
Biological process (GO): transmembrane transport
Cellular component (GO): membrane
Molecular function (GO): transmembrane transporter activity
Source: RefSeq, a predicted model, not a curated record